This is a messenger RNA of Acanthosepion pharaonis, 531 nucleotides long. Lineage: Eukaryota; Metazoa; Mollusca; Cephalopoda; Sepiida; Sepiidae. The record is from the annotation of a GenBank genome assembly.
AUGAAAGAAAUCCUUUGUGUGUCUGAGGCCCAUGAAUCACAGCAGAAGUUGGUUCAACAGUUGCAAGCCAGAGCAAAGAAAUUAACAAAACUGGAAGAUUUGUGCAUUAAACAAGAAAAGGUUAUAGAUUAUUUACAGAAGAUUUUGGACAAGCAGUCUGUAACCAGAAAAGCUGGAGCUAAAAUGGAAGCUGAGAAUACUGAACUGCUAAUUGAAAAUAAAAAACUGAGACAAGAAUGUGAGAAUUUAAAGGAGCAGCUGGAACAAGAGUUUCUUUCUCAAUCAUUUGAUCAUGAAAAGGAAGAUCUGAAUUUUGCUCUUGAACAAGCAGAAACACGGAUCAAGUCUUUGGAGACUCAGUUAAUUACCAAGAGCCAUGAAUGGGGAAAAGAAAAAGCUGAUCUUCUCAUACAGCUUAAUGAAGCACAGAAUGGUUUUGUAAGGGGUGUGGAAAUGGCCUUCCCUCUUGUUAUGAACAUGUUUAUAUUUACUGUUUCUUUAUUCCUUACCUACUUACAAAAGACACUGUGA